This is a messenger RNA of Ricinus communis (castor bean), 2948 nucleotides long. Its product is annotated as protein tesmin/TSO1-like CXC 5. Gene Ontology annotation, cellular component: nucleus. Gene Ontology annotation, biological process: regulation of DNA-templated transcription. Bases 485 to 2290 code for a protein of 601 amino acids. The record is from RefSeq and is a predicted model, not a curated record. The transcript has 8 exons. Lineage: Eukaryota; Viridiplantae; Streptophyta; Magnoliopsida; Malpighiales; Euphorbiaceae.
CUGACCAUUAAAUAUACAAAGAAAUUGAAUUUCAAAAUGUCUUGAGAGAGAGGGAGGAGAGACGGAAGAAGAACACAACCAUAGCCUCCAAACCUCACCCUCUUUACACCAUACCCUCACAGUCCCCCCCCUCUCUCUUUCUCUCCCUUUAUUCCAAAUAAAAACUAAAAAAACGAUCUUUUUGUGUUUCUGUUUAGGGAUCAAAAAGAAAAAGGAAGAAAUUUAUUUAAUGAUUGUUUACUUUUAUUACCAGUAUUGGUUUUAAGUUUAGGUGUGAGAUAUUGAGCUGAUUGAUUUGUUGUAUAUUGUGUAAUUACAUGUUUUGGAUCUAAAAGUUGAAGAAUUUGGAGUGGAUUUGCUAAGUUUGAUUCACUAAUUUUAAAUUUUGGUUAUUUAUUUAUUUAUUUUUGGUAAGAAAUUGAAAGUUUGGGUGGUUCUUUUUGGAGGGUAAGUGAUAGGAAAUUUAGGGGAAUUUGAAAAUUUGAUGGGAGAAGGUGAGGGAAACGAAUUCCCUCCAAAAAAGGCGUCAUCGUCGCAAUCGGAGAGUUUAGAUUUCCCGACGAAGAAGCUAGCCCGACAGCUAGAUUUCACGACGCAAGGUAAUAAUAACAACAACAAUAAUAAUGUUGUUCUUCCAGAACAUCCUCAAUCGCAGCAGCAACCGCCUGCGACGGUGGCGCUGCCACAGGAGCCAGUUGUUGCUCCUCAGCAGCCGCAGGCGGUAGCUAUACCAGAAGCACCACUGCUGCCGCCGCAACCGCCAGUCAGGGCUAUAAAGCCUGAAUCACCAAAAUCAAAGCCAAGACCAAAUGCUGAACUGAAAGACGGCACUCCAAAGAGACAAAAGCAAUGCAACUGUAAACACUCACGGUGCUUGAAGCUGUAUUGUGAAUGCUUUGCAUCCGGUACAUAUUGUGAUGGGUGCAAUUGUGUAAAUUGUUAUAACAAUGUUGAAAAUGAAGCUGCUAGACGAGAAGCUGUUGAGGCCACUUUAGAGCGGAAUCCAAAUGCAUUCAGGCCAAAAAUUGCAAGCAGUCCGCAUGGAACAAGAGAUAGUCGGGAGGAGAAUGGGGAAGGAUUAAUUCUGGGAAAGCACAACAAGGGAUGCCAUUGCAAGAAAUCUGGGUGUCUCAAGAAGUACUGUGAAUGCUUCCAGGCCAACAUUCUCUGUUCUGAAAAUUGCAAAUGCAUGGACUGCAAGAAUUUUGAAGGAAGUGAAGAGAGACAGGCUCUCUUUCAUGGAGACCAUACCAACAACAUGGCAUAUAUUCAACAGGCUGCUAAUGCUGCAAUAACUGGAGCGAUUGGAUCUUCUGGUUAUGUAUCUCCUCCUAUAUCCAAGAAGAGAAAAGGUCAGGAGCUUUUAUUUGGGCCAACAACUAAGGAUCCAUCCUUUCACAGGCUUGGACAUUUUCAACAGGCUGUCCAUAUCAGACCUUCUACAUCUUCUUCUUCCUUGUCCUCCAAUCCCAUUGCACGAGCUGGUAGCAGUGCGACACUGGGCCCUUCAAAAUUCACGUACAGGUCCCUCUUAGCAGACAUUAUCCAACCACAGGAUUUAAAAGAACUUUGCUCGGUUUUGGUGGUUCUGUCAGGAGAAGCUGCUAAGACACUUGCAGGACAAAGAAAUGCAACAGAAAAUCGGGUAGAGGAUCAGACAGAACCUUCCCUUGCUUCAUCACCUCAAGAGAGGUUGCAGAGCCAGAAAGGAGCUGGUGCUGGAAAUAGUAUCGCCCAUGAUUGUUCAAGUGCAAACCAGGCAGACAAAACUGGCCAUGGCAGCUCCAGUUCAGAUGGUGUUGAUGUGCCAAAAGGGAGGCCAAUGUCUCCUGGAACUUUGGCAUUGAUGUGUGACGAAGAAGAUACAAUGUUUAUGACAGCUGCUUCCCCAAAUGGUUUAACAGGGCGUGGCUGCAGCACUACUUCACAAUUUCCCUGUGGACAGGGCAUGACAGAGAUUUACACAGAGCAGGAAAGGAUUGUGUUAACCAAAUUUAGAGAUUGCCUAAAUAGGCUCAUCACAUUUGGAGAAAUAAAAGAAACAAAAUGUUCUUCGUUUGCCAGAACUGAAUUGGGGAAUCCAAAAGAUCCAGUCAGCAAUGGCACAACCAAUGCCAGAGCUGAAGUGGGGAAUCAACAGGUGCCCUAUAGUAAUGGUGUUGGAAGACAUGUUAUUCCACCUACAUCCAAGACAUCUCAGAUGGUUGGUUCUACGGUUGCUACCUCCAGUAAUGAUCUUUCCAGAAUUCCAACUCUACCACAGAAUGGGGAUAAUAAACCAAAGACUUGAAAAGAGAUUCUCUCUCUGACGUCCAAGGUAUGCUUCUAAAAAUUGGUCAUACAACAUCAAUGUUCGUUCUGGCAUUGUCCUCAAUGCAAUCUUAAGGUGGCAUUCGGCCCCAGUGUGGGAACUGACCAGGAUCUGAUUUCUCUCUCACGUCUUUUAAUAUAACAUAGCAGUGUCUCUACUUCAGCCACAAUUCAAGGCCAAGUGGUGUAAAUUGCAGAGCCUUAGAGUUGCACAUGAUAUCAUUUAUUACAUGGCCAUGGCCAUCAUAGAAUGUGUUCUCUAGAUACUAGGAAUUUUCUUGUUCUACUUACACUGUUAGAAACAAAGAGCAAGUUUAUGAAUUUUUCAUGGAAUAUGGAGCCAAGAGUUUGAUCCAUGCAUAACCAGCUUAGAUUUUUAGGCAUGUUGUACCCCACAUCCCAAGAGUAGUUCUCUCAGCAAUCUGUAUGCCACAUGCAUCGCUGGGGUUCUUAAUAGCAUGAAGUUCUCAUUGAAAGGGUUGAACAGUGCUGUUUCCAAAUCAUAAAUGUAUAUUCUUCUCCAAGGGAAAUAUAUUUGUACUCCUUGGAGAACAUUGUAUGGUCUGUGGUCCUAUAAUGCAUGUUUUGAAUGAUAGUAUUCCUAUCGUCUGUUAUAGUUGAUUGGAGUUCUUGUUUUA